This is a messenger RNA of Amoebophrya sp. A25, 482 nucleotides long. The record is from the annotation of a GenBank genome assembly. NCBI's taxonomy places the organism in Eukaryota, Dinophyceae, Syndiniales, Amoebophryaceae.
AUGGGGGGUUGUGCUGGAUCUAAGGUCGUUCAGGAGGGCGCCAAGAUUGCGGCCAAUGAGCCAGCCAAGUACAUCGAAAAAGCCUUCGAGAAGAAUGUGGACGAAGAUGAGGAGGAACAGGAAGAGGAUGACGACGAUGACGUCAUGUCCGAUUCAGCAUUCAACUACAAGCCCAGCACGGCUAUGAGUAUUAGUGCCACUAGUGCCACAAUGUAUUUCAGUAUUUGUUGUAAGAUCCAUAACCUCGCAAUGCAAUUAACCUACUCGAAAACUAAAAAUAACCGAGUUACUGACUGAAAUAAGGGAGGUAGCUUUGACAGGGCUACUCUUCCUUGUUCAGGCUUAACUGUGCUUAUUUCAAGUACUUACUCGGUUAUUUCACUUUUUCGAAUAAAACUUUCUCCUCUGAUCCACCAAUCACCAUCGCUGCAGGGCAAUCAGUCUCCGCAUAGGCUUAUGGCGCGUGGAAUAAGAAGGAGGCU